Camellia sinensis is the source of this 1290-nucleotide messenger RNA. RefSeq lists its product as uncharacterized. Lineage: Eukaryota; Viridiplantae; Streptophyta; Magnoliopsida; Ericales; Theaceae. Gene Ontology annotation, molecular function: protein binding. The record is from RefSeq and is a predicted model, not a curated record.
UGAUCACAAUUCACAGAGAGAUAGUGGCGAUCUUUUGAAUUCAAGCAUGGUUUCCUUUCAUAAACACCUCUCACCAACUCAAAGAAAGACAAUCACAGAGUUGGACAAUUUAACAAAGAAGAGAAAAUAUAGGGAAGAUCCACAAGUUGAUGAAGAGGUUUUCCAUAACCCAAUCUCCAAAUCCAUAUUCGAUACGGAGCUCAACCUCGAGACUCCAUUGCCUUUGGAGUGGCAACAAUGCCUCAAUAUCAAGUCUGGUGAGAUACACUAUUACAAUGUGAGGACUCAAAAGAGAACAUCAAAUGAUCCAAGGAUGAGCCCAGAGCUACCAAGUAGUCCAGGUGGUCACAUGAGCUUAGACCUCGAGCUCAACCUACCAUGUGGAUCACCAUCUACAAAGAAUCUCAUCGGUGACAAUUUUGACAAGAAUAAUUCAGGUAGCUCCUCCUAUAAUUCUGGUGAGGCGUUUCUGAAUUGCAGCGAAAACAAGAAGAAGAAUUCAGGGGGUUUAAACCGGUGUCCAUCGUGGUUGGAAUUUGAAUUAGGGGAUCAGAGUCAGACAGAGAUGAUAACUAGAGUGUGCAACAAGUGUUAUAUGUUGGUGAUGAUGUGUAAGUCUUCUCCGGCUUGCCCUAACUGCAAAUUUAUGCACCCACCGGACCAAAGCCCUCCUAACCUAUUCAAGCGAAGGUUUAGCCUCUUAUGUUAGAGAGAUUGGUGGUGUUUUAGAAUGGUAUUUGGAGGCGGUAUUUUGUGUAAUGGAUAUAACACAGUGGUAUAUAUGCCUCUCUCUCUACCAGGCACUUGUGGAGUACACACACUAAUAGAGCUCGCGUGUAUGUGAGAAAGAGUGUCACUGUAGUGUACUCAUUACACAAAACACAAAGUCGUAGUAUUUGGUAUUACAAAUGCAGAAGUUUUCACCAUGGUGACUAUCUCAACUAUCAAGCUAAUCUCCUGCCUUGAACCCUUGAAAGCUCCCUAGCUAGUCGGUUAACUUUGUUCUGCUUUUCCUUAUGAAGAGAGAGAUAGAGAGAUGGAUGUAAAUUAUCUAUAAUUUGGCUCUUUAAGGGUUUUUUUAUUUUUAUUUUUAUUUUUUCACUUCAUAUAUAAGUGCUGCAAAUUAUGGUGGCCAAAAGGGCACUACUAGUACUACCCUAUUCCACCUGAGUGAUAUUUGAUAUGAGUCCUUUAUAUGAAGCUGAUGCAACAGGAAUGAAUUUCUGUAGCAAUGUCCAAAGUUUUUUCAAUAUCUGCUAGACCUUCAAAUUAUGGUUAUUUCGAUGACUA